GAUUUAACUUCAUACGGUCUCUGUUGGGUUUGAGGACCAAAAGCAACAACAGAAAUGGUAGUAACAGUGAGAGUAAACUCACUAAAGCCAUUAACAUGGACUCCAUUUCUUUCUUCUCUAAAUAGCUUCAAUUGGCCUUGUUCUUUUAUAUCUAUUCCAAGAAAAUAUUCAAAAUCAACACCCUUAUUUAGUCAAAUGGCAACUAGUGAGGCAGAGCCACAAAUAAUGACCAAAGUUAUUGACUCACAUUUACAUGUUUGGGCAUCCCCACAAGAGGCUGCAGAGAAGUACCCCUAUUUUCCUGGUCAAGAACCUAGUUUGCCUGGUCAUGUCGAUUACUUGCUGGAGUGUAUGGAAGAAGCAGGUGUGGAUGGAGCACUUAUUGUUCAGCCCAUUAAUCAUAAGUUUGAUCAUUCUUAUGUUACCAGUGCGCUAAAGAAGUAUCCUUCCAAAUUCGUCGGCUGUUGCCUCGCGAAUCCAGCAGAAGAUGGGAGUGGCAUAAAACAGCUUGAAGAUCUGGUUUUAGAGGAUGGUUAUCGUGCUGUUCGCUUUAAUCCGUAUCUUUGGCCUUCUGGUGAAAAGAUGACAAAUGAAAUUGGGAAGGCACUAUUCUCAAAGGCUGGAGAGCUUGGAGUGCCAGUCGGUUUCAUGUGUAUGAAGGGUUUGCUUUUGCAUUUGCAAGAAAUUGAGGAAUUGUGCACAGAAAUUCCCUCAACUGUAGUUUUGCUUGAUCAUGUGGCUUUCUGUAAGCCCCCAAAAAAUGAUGAGGAAAGACAAGGUUUCUUGGAACUGUUAAAGCUUUCAAGAUUCCCGCAGGUAUAUGUAAAAUUUAGUGCUUUGUUCAGAGUGUCGAGAAAUCCAUAUCCGUAUGAGGACUUGUCUCAAGUUCUUGCCCAACUAGUCUCCAGUUAUGGUGCACCUCGCAUCAUGUGGGGAAGUGACUUCCCCUUCAUUGUCGCCGAAUGUGGAUAUAGAGAAGCAAGAGAAGCGGUUUCUUAUCUAGCAGUUCAGGGGCAUUUACCUUCUUCUGCCACAGAGUGGAUCAUGGGUAAAACAGUUAUGCAGCUCUUUGACGGAAAAUGGAGUUCUGUAGUAAAUUGACAAUGAAACUUGACAACUAGAAACAACAGAUUAGAUGACUUUCAAACAUGUCAUUGAAACCUUAAUUGUACUUGAGUAGACCAAAGGAGACAAGUAUUGUAAGCAUUUGAUUAAUAAAGGAAAAAAAUAUUUUGUGACGACAUCACUGGCAUUAGUUGUGUGAGACUUCUUUUUCUCUCACAAAUUUGUGGACCUGAAAAUGUAAAAUUUAAGUCCAAUUUUUUAUGCGACAAAACAAAGACUCACACAACUAGUGUCAGCUGUGUGGAGCACAUAGUAAGUUUUUCGUGUAAUAAACUAUGGAUCCACUUUCCUGUUUGACCAAAUCAGCAUCAGCCACAGUGGUUGUGGAUCAGCAGUGGCGGAUCCUUUUAGUAGCAGUAUUCAAUUACCACUUAGUCUCCUAUGCUUUGAUGUGUA
Lycium ferocissimum is the source of this 1521-nucleotide messenger RNA. RefSeq lists its product as uncharacterized. Gene Ontology annotation, biological process: secondary metabolic process. Lineage: Eukaryota; Viridiplantae; Streptophyta; Magnoliopsida; Solanales; Solanaceae. Gene Ontology annotation, molecular function: carboxy-lyase activity; hydrolase activity. Bases 55 to 1101 code for a protein of 348 amino acids. The record is from RefSeq and is a predicted model, not a curated record. Gene Ontology annotation, cellular component: cytoplasm. The transcript has 10 exons.